Messenger RNA from Panicum virgatum (switchgrass), 2313 nucleotides. RefSeq lists its product as uncharacterized. Lineage: Eukaryota; Viridiplantae; Streptophyta; Magnoliopsida; Poales; Poaceae. Gene Ontology annotation, biological process: exocytosis. The transcript is spliced from 2 exons. Gene Ontology annotation, molecular function: phosphatidylinositol-4,5-bisphosphate binding. Bases 337 to 1857 code for a protein of 506 amino acids. The record is from RefSeq and is a predicted model, not a curated record. Gene Ontology annotation, cellular component: exocyst.
CGGUUCGCAAAUGUAGACAUAGCUACUCGCUGCAAGAGCAAAGAGAUGCGUUUGGGAGACGAGGGAGCAGUUGGAACCGAACGAUUCUUUGUGAAGUCAAUCAACGAAAAGCAGUCAAUCAAUGGUCCCCUUGUUGUAUAAUACUACUACGUUUGUGUCUAGGAAAAACUUCGGGAAUGGUUAGGAAAACGUCCGGGUUGACGAUGACUUGCUGCCUGCCAGAAGCUGUGUUCCGAUCAGUCUCCUCUCUUCACUUGAGUUCGUUCUUCCCCAAACACAGCCAACGGACUCGACCUGGAUUGUUGUUCUCUGCAGGGAGAUCGCCAGUUGCUCAGCAUGGAGACCAUGGGCGGGCUUUGGAGCUACCGCGACCAGAUGGCAUCCAGCAGUUCCUACAGCUCCCCAGGUACCGUCUCGUCUGCCUACACAUCUACUACCGGCUCGCACCUCUCCUCCAUCCCUACGGAGGCGGCCAUAAACCUGGAACUGGAAGACAGCAUCGACCUGCAGGAAGAGAGGGAGAGGAGGACGAAGCAGAUUAAGAGCACUGUCCAGGAAUUCUUCCGUUCCCCGUCCGCGAAUCGCAGCGUCGUCAAAGGCGGGGACAUGAGGGUCCUGGGGAGGUGGUUCACGGAGCUGGGCGUGGGGUGGGUUCUACACCUCCCCGUCGCUGAUGGCACAACAUCAUCUUCAGGUGCUGGGAAAACUUAUGAUGCAAGGACCUGGAUCUGGGCUCUCGCCGAAAUCAUGGAAACAAUCCAUUUCACGACAUCGCUAUUCCCCGAUCGCAGCUCCCUGGGCCUGGACACCAAGGAGGCUGAGGAAGAGGCUACCAUCCGGGAUCAGUACCGGCUUGCAAGGUUUAUCCAGGAAGCCAUGCUAACAAUGCUGGCUUUUGUUGACGUCAUAGCCGCUGCUCCUCCGGUUGAUGAUGCCAGGACGACCGCUGGAGAAGAAGUUGUUGUCAGCAAUGGGGUGCCGCUGCUGCCGUACGCGAAGCUCCGUGCCCUGUUGGGCGUGCGCGGUGCUCUGUCCAGGGCCUUAACAGAGAUCAGGCUGUCAUUCCACUCGCCUCUCUCUGCACAAGUCGAAAGCAUAGUUGACGCCAUCAUCAGCCUCUUGUCAGCCAAGGAGAGCAAGGCAGGUGAGGCCAUAUGGAGCACAAUGGUACAGCACACUAGGUCUAGGACACAUACCCUGGAGAUGGGUACUCAUCAAGGAUCAUCGGACAUUCACAAGGGCACUCGGUCCGUGAUAACCAACAUCAAGUUCCUGCUGUUCAAUUACUCAUCGGUGGCCGCAGUUGUCUCUGAAGCAGCUAACCUUGGUAAGUAUGUGCCUCAGAUUGGAAGCGUUCGGCCUUUGGACAGCAUGAUCAUAGAGAUGGCGUCUUGUCUAGAAGAAAAUCUUGCCAGCAGAUCGCAGUCAUUUGCAGAUCAAGGCCUCAGGUUCUUAUUCUUGCUCAACAACUCAUACUUCAUACGGCAGCAGAACCUCCUGAUUGAUCUCGACAUAUUCGACAUGGCACAACUCACUCGUAAAGUUGAAGACUAUAUGGAGACCUAUCUGCAAGUGUCUUGGUCACCGGUGUUGUCGUGCUUGCUCACUCCUACGCCUAGUUGCUUCGGAAAAAACUGCUCCCCACUGCCUAAGUUCGAGUUUGAAUUUCAGAAAACCUACUCAACCCAAAAGCUGUGGAAGGUCCCAGAUCCUGAGCUGAGAAAAAACUUGCGCAGAGCUAUCACCGAGAAAAUCAAUUCAGGCUAUACAAAAUACAUAGAGGAUAACAAUGUUACUACCCUAAAAUUCACUCCCCAGAACCUGCAAGAGAUGUUGCAAGAGCUGUUCGAAGGAUGAACGAGAGCACCACACAAGACAAGUCUACGUAGGUAAAUUCCUUCUGUGUUGAUUUUGGGAUGGAAUGUUAAGCACUGUAGCUUAAAAUGACAUGGCUUCUCAAGCUGUGAAUGAAGCAGACGAUAGGCUGAUGCAAUGUAAACUUCGUAUGGUCAUGUAUUUUGUUUACCGUUUCUGAAAUAAAUAUGGAACAGCAGAAAGCUUUCUGUACAUUCUGCCUUGCAGGUUUGUACUAGAAUAUAUAUUCUAUUCUUUCUCCUCAAAUCACAACCCUCCAGGAUAGACACUUUUCCAAAUCAAUACAUGUGCGGUAACUGAAUCUUUGAUGCCAUGUGGGCUGUGGCACCAGAGAUGGAGGCAUCAGAUACAAUGUUCGAAUGGUGCUAUAACAGUAAGCAUUUUACUUGCUCGAAUGUCAGUAGAUGCUUUUUACAACGAACAGACUAUACAAGUAUG